Molecule: messenger RNA, 4050 nt
Organism: Penicillium atrosanguineum
Lineage: Eukaryota; Fungi; Ascomycota; Eurotiomycetes; Eurotiales; Aspergillaceae
Gene: bud4
Exons: 5
Coding region: 1-4050 (1349 amino acids)
Molecular function (GO): GTP binding
Source: RefSeq, a predicted model, not a curated record
AUGGGUGGCCUUGGUCAGCGUCCACUUUCUGAAGUGAGUCCCAUGGCGCAGAGACGCAAUUCUCCUAUCUGGAACCAAACAACCAAGAUGCCGGUUGGCGAAGCCACUGCGUACGAUAUCUCUCCUCUAAACAACACAUCUGCCCAGCGUCUCUUCUGGAAGGGUCGCGAAUCCCCAACUUCUUUUGCCAAAGGCGCCGAAAACCGUAUGCCAUAUGACCCGGAAUCCUCCUACUUCCCUGCGCGUCGCCCAUCCCUAGAGGAUCUUAAGCGCGCGUCGCGCGUGAAGAAUAAUGCCAGCAUGUUUCGCGAUACUGAAUAUGACCCAGCACACGUCAAUGUACCGCAGAGACCACUGGCCGCAGAUCGGUCACCAAACCGCGACAGCCAAAUGAAUCUCGCCAAAUCGAAAUUCGUCGACGAGGAGGAUGCUUCGUCAUUGUCUAAGGGCAGCCGAUAUGGCAAGGGCUUUGACCCUUCACAUGACAUCUGGUCCGAGUAUGAUAACGCUGCUUACGGGAAGAGUGUCAAAUUUGACGCUGCACCCCCCCAAGUCAAUGAAUAUGAGAUGCGCACCCCUGACCUCUCCUCUCUUGCUUCUGGGUCCCGCGAAACUAGCUAUGACUCGGAAGAGGAUGCGGAUGUCAGCUUCGAGCAUGAAUCGUCCGUUGAGCGGGACGACAGCUUUGAUGCCUCACUUGAGGACAUUGAAAAGACCCCAGUGGUUCUCCCCGAGGAUUGGCGUUUUAUGAGUCCUGAAAGUGGAAACGAGGAAGAAGACUCAUUCGUUGAACACACUGACAAUGACACCUCUGACGAACGUCCUGUGUCACGCGGAGGGGACUCAAGCAGUCACUCCCGAGUAGAAUCUCUUGAUUCCAAUGGCGAACGCCGUCCACUACCACCUCUGCCAUCGGUUGCGCGCAUGUCAUUGUCUGGGUCUCGACCAACUUCGCCAGGGAAGUUGGCCGCCGCCAUCGAACUCGGCAGUAGUAGUCAGCGUGACUUGCCAGCAGCUCCCCGCCCUGCAUCGUGCAGCAAGUCUGACAUAAACGGCGGGAUGUCCUUAGAGGAGAGAUUGAGGCUUAUGAUGCUCCAUGAGCAGCAAGGAGUUCGAAAUAAUGAUGAAAAGGAGACGAAUGAGUCAUCGAAGACAUCAGCCACGUCUGAACUUGAGGAAUCGGCCCAUGAAAACGAUACCCCAUCGGCAGAACCAUCAAAGAACGACGUCUUCUCUCCUCCACGAAUCUCUCGGGACUCAAUCCUACGGGAUAUUCGCAAGAGCGAGAUUUUCGAGGACGAGGUUUCCGAUGAUGAUUCCCAAAUUUCCUCCAGCCCCAAUCCUUAUGAUCAUUAUGACCCGGAUGUCCCCAUUCCGUCUCUGGAAGAUGACGAUGACGACUCUUCAAGUGUGAUCAUUAAAGAGGAGGCCCAUGAUGACGACCUUUAUGCCAUCCCUGAUUACUAUCAAAAUCAUUCUGACAAUAGCCUGUCUUCAAGAGACCAGCGAGCCAAGUAUGAUGAGGAUAGCAACUAUUCACUGCGUGACGCCGCGGAGACUACUGAGAAAGAUAACUCUGGUCAGACCACCCCCAUUGCCGAGCAGCACAACGAAGGUGUCUCCGAACGACAGAUUGAGGAGUCAAAAGAGACGACUCAGUCUGACGAAGGUUACAAAUUUGACAUGGCUUCUAUUCGCCAAUCUCUUGCUCGUCCUGUCACUCCCGAAAUAAAACAAGAGCACGAAGAUGAGCUCUCCGAGCCUUCUACGCCAGAGUCCGUCAUUCGACAUCCCAUCGGGGACGGCGAUUGUGAAGACGACGAAGAUGAAGCAGCCUUCGAAAGUUCCUCCGAUGAAUCUGUCCCCGAACCGGUCGCCACUAUCAAAGCCCCAGGCGCUGGUCUCAAGACUCGACCCUCCCUAACCCCGGCUGAUUUGGAGUCCAUGGCUGCAACUCGUCGCAAGAUCAGUGGCCAGCAUGUGCCUCCAGUGCCGUCGCUUCCCCCGCAGAUUUCUACCGACACUGAGCGCGAGGACCAAAUCACCGAUCUGCCACCGCAGCUGACCCUUCCAACCAACCCAUCUCAACGCCAGUCAAGCCUGAUGCAACUCGAUAUUCCCUUCAGCAUUCAGGAGGAAAGUCUUGGCUCUGGUCUCAACAAGGAGUUUGACCGCGUCAUUGAAUCCCAAAAGGUUGCGUUCCAACUUGCUCUUUCCCAGUUUGAUUGUCUUCCAGUUCCAGCUUCCCAGGCGGAUCGCCCGCUGGCCUCUAGAACCCAAGGACUUCCCAGCUUUGCCGACUUUGUCAGACCUGCUAACCAACUUUACAAUCAACAGAGAGGGUACCUCAUGCGGCAGAAUACCAAGGUUGUCAUCGCCAACAACCGUAACGACAACGACGAAGAACCCACGACAGCGAGCGAACAGUCCAUGCAGGACCUGCGCGGCACCCGGUCCGCGGGCUCUUCCCCUCGCAAGCCGAGCCAGCAGACCUGGACUACAGAGCCAUGGAAUGGUUCCACGCGACGUCCAAGUAUCAAGAUGGCUGGUGCUGUCCCAAGGAAGAAGCCUGUUCCUGGCGUAGGUUCUGUCCCCCCUCUCCCUGGUCAGCCAAGCAAUGUCCAAGAGGCCCAGGCAACCAUCGAGGAAAACGAGGCACUCGCGCAGGACAGCUUCGAGGAGGGAGAAGAGCGCGGCCGUCUCUUCGUCAAGGUUGUGGGAAUCAAGUACUUGGAUCUUCCCCUUCCACGUGGCGAGCGCUCCCACUUUGCACUUACCCUGGACAAUGGUCUUCACUGUGUGACUACCUCUUGGCUUGAGCUGGGCAAGUCAGCUCCGAUAGGUCAAGAAUUCGAGCUCAUUGUCCAAAACGAUCUUGAGUUCCAGUUGACUCUGCAGAUGAAGGUCGAUGAAAGCAAGCUUUAUCCCCAAGAGAACACUGCCUCUCCUGCUCGCCAGAAGACAUCGGCUUUAAGCCGUGUUUUUGCCUCUCCGCGCAGACGCAAGGAGCUUGAUCUGAAGCAGCAAAUGCAAACGCAACAAUCAAAGGAUGUUAACGCACCUGUUUAUGACCGCCUGCGAAACCUUGUUGCUCGGGAUGGAAGCUUUGCUCGUGCCUAUGUCGCUCUCAGUGACCACGAGAAGCAAGCUUUUGGUCGUCCUUACAUUGUCGAUGUUGCGUGCUUCAACGAAUGGGCCGUCGACGAGCAACCCAGUAGUGUUAAGAGCAAGAAGAGUGCGACAAGCAUGACCGCUCAGCGUCGCCCGCCGUACAAGAUUGGCAAGUUGGAACUACAGUUGCUAUUUGUUCCCAAGCCCAAAGGCUGCAAAGAAGAUGACAUGCCCAAAAGCAUGAAUGCCUGUAUUCGCGAGAUGCGGGAUGCCGAGAGUGUUGCUGCUCGCAGCUGGGAAGGAUUCCUCUCCCAGCAAGGUGGAGAUUGCCCAUUCUGGCGUCGUCGCUUUUUCAAGCUCCAGGGCUCCAAGCUAACUGCUUAUCAUGAGACAACACGCCAACCCCGUGCAACCAUAAACCUGGCCAAGGCCUCCAAGCUCAUCGACGACCGGCCGUCUCUUACUCAGAAGGAGACCAGCACUAAGAAUGGUGGUCGCCGAAAGUCGGCUUUCGCCGAAGAAGAGGACGGCUAUAUGUUCGUCGAGGAAGGGUUCCGUAUUCGCUUCGGUAACGGCGAAGUGAUUGACUUCUAUGCCGACAGCGCAACAGACAAGGACGGCUGGCUGAGAGUCAUGUCAGAGGCCGUCGGAAAGGGUUCUUCGUCUGGAAAUGGUGCGCUCAGGCCCUGGGCUGAUCUUGUGCUCAAGCGUGAGCGAAGCAUGAAGGCUCGCCGUUCCACAACCGACCGUCUUCCAGUUGGUCCCCCUUCGCCCACUGGAAAACGGCAGAGCAAUAUGACAGGGGCACCUCCCGCCUCAGCAGGAUCUGCGACGCAGGUGCCCUCGUCUCCCCGGCCCCGACACAAGCACACCCAAUCUCAACCCGAGGUGGGCGGUAUUGACGCUCGCCGGCAGAAGACGCGCUCUCUCAUGUUCUAA